Magnolia sinica is the source of this 1879-nucleotide messenger RNA. RefSeq names its product receptor-like protein 51. Lineage: Eukaryota; Viridiplantae; Streptophyta; Magnoliopsida; Magnoliales; Magnoliaceae. The transcript has a single exon. Bases 90 to 1472 code for a protein of 460 amino acids. Gene Ontology annotation, molecular function: protein binding. The record is from RefSeq and is a predicted model, not a curated record.
CUUUUGAACACACUCCUCUCCUUCUUACACUCACUCUCUCGCUCUCCGCAAAAUAGAAAAUAGAAAAGCCCUCUCUCUCUCUCUCUCUCAUGGAAGAAGAACCUCCCAAACCCACCUUCCUCUUUAUCUUGCUCCUCCUCCUCUUAUCCUACACCUUCCACCCCAUCUCCUCUCUCUCCACACCCCUCUCUCCCACUCCAUCUCCUUCCCCUCCAAAACCCAUCUCCACACCUCUCUCUCCCACCCCAUCUCCUUCCCCUCCAAAACCCAUCUCCGGCUCUCCUCCAAAACCCAUCUCUCAUUCCUCUCCAUCAACCCUCGAUCCAAAGCAGUUGACAGCCCUUCAAUCCCUCAACAUCCCCACCGCCAGAGAUCCCUGCCUCCAGCCCUCCCCCAACAACGCCACCCGCUGCGAUUCCUCGGCCCCUUUCCGCCACCUCGUCUCCCUCCACCUUUCCAACUGCUCCGAUGAUGUCGAAAUGUCUUCCACCGCCCUCAAAUCCCUCAACACCCUGCAAGAUCUCUCCUUCUUCAACUGCCCCAUCAACCCAAUUCAUCUCCCUUCUGAUCUCGCUGACAAUCUCCGCUCCUUCACCUGCAUUGCCAGCCUCCGCCAUCUCACCGGCGUCUGGCUCAGCCACCUCCGCAACGUCUCCGAUCUCUCCGUCUCUGACGUCACCGUUAACGCCAGCGGGCCUACCAUCAUCCUCUCCAACUUGAAGAAGCUCAGGUCCGUCACCAUCUCCCGCACCAACCUCACCGGCUUCCUCCCCAAGAAAUGGCAUCUCAACAUCAGCUACAUCGAUCUGUCCGGCAAUCAGCUCAAGGGGCACGUGCCCAUUUCGCUGACCUACCUUGAAAAUCUGGAAUUCUUGAACCUCAGCUCAAACCAGCUCUCGGGUUCGAUCCCGUCCAUGUUCGGUGACCUGAUUUCCCUCCGGAAUGUGUCACUCGCAUCGAAUUCGAUGGCGGGCCCAAUACCUGACUCGAUAUCUGCAAUGCCAGCUCUGGAGCACCUCGAUCUGAGCUCGAAUCAGUUCAACGGGACAGUCCCGAGGUUCCUGUCGGAGAUGAAGCAUUUGAAGUAUCUGAAUCUGGCGAACAACAACUUCCAGGGCGUGAUGCCUUUCAAUGGGAGUUUUAUAAAGAGGCUGGUGGUUUUCAAGGUGGGUGGGAAUACCAAUCUCUGUUACAACCACUCUACUCUCAGUCCAAAGCUCAAGCUUGGGAUAGCUCCAUGUGAUCGAGAUGGGUUGCCGGUGUCGCCUCCACCGGACCGAUCUUCAUCAGGUGAUUCAUCGACAGGCGGGAGUGAUGACAGUGGCGACAACAGCGACAAUGCAGAUGAUAAUAAGCCGAAGGAGCACCACCGGCAAGGCCCGAGUAAGAUUGUUCUUGGAGUGGCAAUUACACUUUCUUCCAUUGUGUUUCUUAUCAUUUUCCUUGUUCUUUUGUCAAAGUGGUGUCGAUGAUGAAGAAAUUGAAGUGGUUUUUUUGAGAAAUGAGUGGAAAUUGGAGGUGGGUUUUUCAUGGUUUGGGCUGAAAUUGAGGAGAAUUGAAUGAAACAACACCAGAAGUCAUGAACAGAGCUGUUUUGGGUUUUUUUUUUUUUUUUAAAUUUCUCUUUUGCCCUUGGAUUCUAUUUUUGGGAAGCAAGCUACUGAUGAUGGUUGGGAUGUAUGGGCAGAAAUGUAGUCUUGCUUGCAAGUUUCUUUUCUUUUCUAUUUUAUUUUUUCCCCAUGAUCCUGUUUUUGCUGCAGGUCACUGGAAUUGGUGGUCUAUUUGAGUGCAACUUUUUAUUUAAUUUAAUCUUGUAGUAUUAAUUAUAUGUGGAAUUAAUGUUAUAAUGAGAGUACGAGGCAUGAGAUUGUUGAUGGUA